Messenger RNA from Diceros bicornis minor, 1443 nucleotides. It is a transcript of the gene CCDC160, whose product is annotated as coiled-coil domain containing 160. The transcript is spliced from 3 exons. The coding region runs from base 82 to 1062 and encodes 326 amino acids. Lineage: Eukaryota; Metazoa; Chordata; Mammalia; Perissodactyla; Rhinocerotidae. The record is from RefSeq and is a predicted model, not a curated record.
GUCAGGAAGAGUAGCUUGUCCCUAUUUUACACCUGAAGCAACUGAGGCUCACAAAAGGAAUUGAAAGAGGUGCCUGGAGAAAUGGAUGCUAGAAGAAAACACUGGAAGGAGAAUAUGUUUGCUCCUUUUUUUAGUGCACAGGAUGUUCUAGAUGAGGCUUCUCAGCCUGAAUCUUCUUCUGAACAAAUGACUUUAGAUAAGACCAAGAGAAUGGAAGGAGUGUAUAAUCUGUCUAGUAGAAAGUUUCAAGAAGAAAAUAAAUUUAAGAGGAAAGAAUUUAUUUCCCAACUAAAUGAAAAAGAGCAAGAACCAAAUUUAAGAGAGAGAAAGAUAAACAUUUCAAAGAAUGAAGCAGACAUGAAUUCUGCCUCCUGUGAGUCAUCUAAUUUGGAUGUUGUAGCCGAAGAAAGCUUGAAUAGCACAGAAGAUCAUUCUACCUGGAGUACAAAGGAAUUACCAACUCUACCACAGCAAGACAAGAAGGACAAGAAGAAGAAAUUGACCGAAGGAAUGUCUCCAAAAUUUCGCCUGAAUCUUUUGAAUGAAGAACUGGAAGAACUCAAUAUGAAAUGCAGAAAAAUAGAAGAGGAAUUUGAAAAUGCUGAAAAAGAACUUUUGAACUCCAAAAAGGAAGUCUCCGCAAAACCUCUAAAUUUUCAAGAAACGGGGAUGGAAACUUCGAAGAAAGAUUGGGAACUUCAAGCUUUAAGAAAUGACCUAUCUGAAAAAGCAAUUAAUGUCAAAAACUUAACUGAAGAGCUCCAGCAAGCCAAAGAAGUCAUCCACAAGCUGAGCCUAGAGAACAGAGAUUUAAAAGAAGCUAUUAGGAAGUUAAAGCGUCAAACCGAGGUUGGAAAUGCACUCCUCAGGGAAGAAAUGAAAUUGUAUUAUGAAUUAGAAAUGGAAAAGAUCCAUGGAGAGCUCGAUGCCAUCAAGAAUGAACUGAGAGCUGAGAAGACCCUGCAAGAAAGAAAUAACAGGGCUCUGGAGUUGCUUAGAAAACACUUUGCUUCCAUAACGUCAUCAAGUGCCCUUGACAGCUUCACAGGGGACUUUUUUUAAAACUUAAAAGCCUUUCAUUAGGCAACUCGUUGAGCCAAAUCAAUGUUUCUUGUGCUUUGUGUACUACUUAAAAUGUGUGUAAUGGGAUGUAAUUUUCAUUUUUGGUGAAUCAGAAUAUCCGUAAAACGUAUAGAUGUUAACUUCAAAGCUUCUGCUUUCUCUUUCUAAUGAAGUUGUUGCGAGAGUCCAAAUGGAAAUGAAGCUUCAGAAAUCUUUUUUAUAUAUAUUUCACUCAAAGACAUGUAGUGAUUCACCAAAUCAUUUAUGAAUACAAAUCAGCAGCCAUUUUGUUAUCUUGUGAGCAAUAUGUCCUUGGCACGUGAAUAUUCUUCCAUCUGUGUUCGUUGAUGUUAACAAUAAAAAUCUUGUUUAUGUGUAUAA